Molecule: messenger RNA, 786 nt
Organism: Drosophila suzukii
Lineage: Eukaryota; Metazoa; Arthropoda; Insecta; Diptera; Drosophilidae
Source: RefSeq, a predicted model, not a curated record
GUCUGAAUUUACCGAAUUCUAAGAUACUAGCUUUUCAGCAGUUUCUUGAAAGAAUUACCGUAAAUGUUGGGGGCAUGCCAAAGGAUAAGAAUCAUCGCCUUUUUGUAAAAGAUUACUAUGCAGAUCUUGACUUUGAUCGCGAUGACGACUUGCACGUCAUUCUAUUAAAGACCAGCAUGUUACGCACACGUCGGCAUUUGGAGAAAUUGGAUUAUACGGUGACGUCUAAUCCGUAUACCUUGGAUAUCCCUAAUGUUAUGGAUUUCAACACAAUCAACCUUCCCUAUGCGGCUUUGCUCGAACCUUCAUUUAUGACUCGUGGUCACGAUGUCUUCAAGUUCAAUGCAAUUGGCGUACUCCUUGCUAGACAAGUAUUUGCAGCAUUUCAAGCCUCGGACGCCGACUACAAUUGUCAGAAUUUCGCUAUUUUCCUACGGUCCUUAAAUGAUCUCGAUACAUUCACCAACAAUGAAGUGCUCUGCGACGACGACCCAUACGUUAAACAUAUAAACUUAAUGAAUUUGGAUCUUGUUGUCCUAAGUUUGGUUCACGAUGCCUACUUUUCCACGGAAUCAGGAUUUGACCAAUCGCAGCCUUUCUUCACCGAUGUGCCGCUGAAACAGCUUUUUAUUUUACAAUUUGUUCAGAGGUUCCUACAUCGUUCCACUGCAUUUCGUUCUUUCAACAAUAUUCUGGUCACUAUACCUGCUUUCGCCGAGGCCUUUAAUUGUUCGAGCUCCUCGUAAACAGUUAAAGUUGAAACAUUUUUAUUUUAAAAUAUCACGC